Molecule: messenger RNA, 5307 nt
Organism: Vitrella brassicaformis
Lineage: Eukaryota; Vitrellaceae
Source: the annotation of a GenBank genome assembly
UGUUGACGCAACAAACAGCUCGAUGCAACACAGUCGGUCGGUCGGAUGAAUCAGAUCAGAUGUAUGUUUCUGUCUGCUACACAUGUGAGCAAAAGGCUUCCCCCCCGCCCCACACACACACACACGCGUUAGGGAAUACACUGACGACACGUUGGCCGUCUGUACUGAACUGUUUUCUCGGCGGUCGAUCGACAAACACUGAUCCGAUGGACGACGGUGUCCCACACCCCAUGCAUCACAUCGCCUCGGAGUCUGUCUGUGCUUCCCUUCCUCAUCUCCCUAUCUCCUCCGUCCCUUGGUCACACACAGUAGCUAGCUAGUGGCCCAUCCAUCACUCCCUCACAGCUUGACCUCGAGCUGCAGCACCACCGGCGGCCCCAGACGCACACCUCUCUCAUCCCACCCACAGGCCUCCACGUACAGAUCCUCCUCAAGCAACUGCACGAGGGAGGGAGGGACAACCAAGCACAGCACUCACACACGGCCAUCAUUGAUUCGAUCUGUGUUAACUGACCCGACCCCUCGCCCGCCCUGCCCACGUUGGUACGGUGCGCAAGUACUUACGUAAGUACCUGUUUUGCCUGCACAGGCAGCACCCGCCUGGCGUCACACUGUGCGGCGGAGAGAGAGGCGCGACACACCGGCACCUUCAGGGUGGCGACGUGGCGCAGCGAGGGCGACGUGGCGCCUCCACUCCUCCUCGACUUGGCCAUAGCCCACACAUCGAACGUCGAGCUGCACCAAUGCCCAUAGGUCGCAACCUGAUGCACACACACACACACACACAGACACACACACACCAUACAGACAUACAGUCUGAUUGGUGCGGCCAUCCAUCCAAUGACCUGAGCCUCUGCCAUGGAGCGAGGGGCGGCCCCACCCACGACAGGGUGAGAGGAGGGGCCGUGUGUCCACCCAGGUUGCUCCUUGGCUCUCCUGCUGGCGUGUCCUGGCAGACCGUCUGUCGGCAUUGCCUUGGUCAGCCCAGCGGCCACAGUUGUGGGGGUCCUCUCCAUUGUGGCCCUCAAAUGCAACACGGGCAGCAAAUCACGUGCUCGCUGGACACACCAUCACCACCACACCAACCACACCAACCAUGCCAUGGAUGUGUGCGUGUGUCUACGUGUACCUGUGGGUCUUGACCUUUGCUUCCCACAUACCUGUCUGUCGGCGCUGCUGACGGUGGUGAUGCGGGCGGCGAGGCGGAUGGGCGGCGCGAGGCAGAAGAAGCGGGGCGGGAGAUGGUGAGGAAGGCUCAGCAGCCGCUGAAACACGCCGCACCAAUCCGACGCCUCGUGCAGCGACACUUGCUGCCACGUAAGUCACACACGUCAGCCAAUACACAUCAACACACACACUGCCAUGAGCAUGACAUACGCACACACACGUGUGUGUGUCUGUUCUGUGUGCACCUCACCGACCUGCAUGGUGUGUUUGUGCGUCCACCACUCCUGCAGCCGCACAGAGGUGGCGUAGCUGCACUCUCUGCUUCGGCGAUGGGUGCGUAGCAGGCAGUGGGCCGACAGGGCCAGCCGUAUCCAGUGGGUCAGGGCCGCUCGUGUGAGGGGGGAGUGCUGGUGACCCCACUCGCGAAGCCCCUGCAAUCUGCACACGCCCACAUAUAUAUCGAUCGACUCACGCAUGAAUGACAAACAGACACUCUGGCUGGCCACACCGACUCAUCCACUCCACACCUUGCGAUUUGCAGCUGCAGCUGUUUUAGUGUGGUCUUCCUCCUGCCCCUUCCCACGUCGCUGCCAUGUCCAUCGCCUGUCGCCCCCCCGUGUGUGUGAGCAGAGAAGGAUGGCGGCAUCUGGGCUCCCCACCCCGUCGGCCGACGAACCAGCGACAGCAGUGGCUUGGACGACGGUCGUCUGCUGCUGGACGAGGGCAGUGGGGCUGCCGAUAACUCUGUCCUCACAUGUGCGAAAGCUGAUUGACGGAGAGAGAGGGAUGAGGAGAAGACAAGACACACAUUGGAUGCAGGCCGUGCACGGCCGUGGACGCAUUUCUUUCUUGUUGGCUCUCACUCACCUCUCAUGAGUUCCAUGACUGCCUGCAGGUACGUCAGCUGGAACUCCAUGUCGAUGCUGCCUAGCGCGUCGGGGAAAGCGUGGCGUGUCUGCAUUGACUGCAUGGCCUCGAGGGACCUCAGCGCUCGACCAAGGGAGGACACACACGCUCUCUCGGCUGGCGAAGACACUGCGUCCCAUAAGGGGCCGUGGGCGAAGGCUGAGGUGAUGUCGGCCAGUGCAGUGAGCCACAACGAGGCCCACAACGGUGUCACCUGCAAGCAGGACAAUGGAGGGAAGCGGAAGUAAGGAAUGAGAGGAGCUCUCACGCCCCUCUCUCUCCCCACCCACCCUGUCGGCCAGAUGGAGGAAAGCAUUUGCACUCUCGUUGAAGGCACCGGCCGUGGCGCACACGACGGCGCACCGGUAGGCCUCCCAGUGGUUGUCGGCCUUGAUGGCGACCUCUAUCGCCCCCCUGCCCAUGUCCCUGCGCGCCUUCCGCUGACUGACCCCCAUGGCGACCCGCAGCUGGAGCGCCAGCAGGGGGGGCUGCAUGGGCACACGGAUCUUCUGCGGCAGACUGCUGGUCUUCUUGAUGAGCAGUGAGGGGGGUGUUGCUUGCACAUGGUGGUCCCCCACAGCCACGGUCACUGUGACCGUCUUGCCCUCCCUGUCGCCUCUUGCAACACCCAGGGCCGUCAGUAAGGUGACGAUGAGGCGAUACCGGGCACCUUCAUCGGCUUUUUCAGCCCUGCUUAUCGCCUCGAGCAACUUGACGGCUGAGAGGGCGGAGAAGGGGCACCCCGCUGCGUGCUGCCGUGCCCUCCGCACUGGUGUCAGGAACCAUCGCUGAAUCAGAGACAGCGUCUCCUCGGUGUCGUGGGAUUGCAGGACGUUUGUAAGCAGGUUGACUCGCGCCGAUUCUAAUCGUGUAUAGUAGUGAUCUGUGGUAGCUGAGGAUAGGUAAGCUCCGACAUGGGACCACUGCCGGCCCAGUGUGUUGAAGACCUCAGACCCUGCAGACCAGACCAGGGAGGGACACGCAGAGCAGAGAGAGACGCGAUACGUGGCGGCGUGCACCCCAUCUCAUCAAUGCCAUGCUCAUCUGACUGACUUACCAAGCUCGAGCGCGGCGAUCCGUUCGUCGAGCUGCUCGGCGGUAAGGUCCUCUUUGCCGUCGGUGUCGCCGAUCUCCCCCUCCUCGGCAUCCUGACCCUCCUGCGCAUCCAGCCAGCCGACCAGAUCACCCACCAUCCCCUCCAGACCGCUGCACACACUCCCAAGGCCGCCCUCAACCACGCCAUUAUGCAGCUUCCUCCGCUUGGUCUCCCCCCCCUUCCCCUCCCCACACACAUGCAUCUUCACAGUGGGCAGUGUGACGCCGUCACACAUGUCGUCGAGGAAUGUCAGGGGCCGCGACACGUCUAGUGCGGGAGCGUUGAGGGGCGUUUCUCUGCUAGCAGUGCUGCUGCAGCUGCUUUCGGACAGACAUGCAGACGAGAUCGCCCGGGCGAUGAAACGGUAGAAGUGUGCUGUAGCGACGGGGCCUGCAGAGAAGAGGUGACGGUGGCGCCAGAAUGUCCAGAGUGGGAGGUCGAUAAACAUUGGGGGCGAGGGGGACGAGGUGAGGCCCUUGAGCCACUCGUGGACUGAGGGAGGGCUAUCGGUGUGAGCUGAGAGGGAACACUCCAAGAAUGACAGCCGCAGCAGCGCAUCCAGCGACCUGCAGAGGCAUCAAUCAGACACGUUAAUUGGUUGGUGGAUGGGGUGGCUUGCUCGGCCGGCCGUGUCAAUUACUUGAGUGCCGGAAUGGCUAUUGAAGCGUAGAAGGCUGCGUAUGGGCUGUAGAGGUCCGCUGAUCUGACGGCCGGCAUGUGCACUAACAGCACCUGCAGCCACGCUACGAGCAAGCCCACCUGCAGGACACAAAACAGACAGACACAUCACGCUGGCUGGCAGGUUAAUUCCAGCCUGUCCAUUCCAGACGGCCCGCGUACGUACGUACCAGAGCGAAUGCGAGACAUGUGUUUGUCUCGGCCAUAGCUGUAGCGGCCUCCAUGGCCAUCGCCCCAGCCGUCGCCCACCACCUCACCUCCUCGCCAUCCUCACCACCAUCACGGCCCACCAGCUGCUUGAACCGCACCCCAGCGGCCGCCAGCCGCCUCACCGACGCACUGAAGAGUUUCGUCAAUGCACGCAUCGCCGCAGCGGCCUCGUGCUCAUUGUCCCGUGAUGACUGUCGGGGGGCCUGCUGGUCGGCGUAGGGAGCGAGGAAGGCAGAUGCGUCCGAUGUUCUAGAGGUUGCAGCAAAGCUGGUGAGGAUGGCGACCAGACGGCCGAUGAGGUGGGGGGCUUCGCGAGCCAUACGCAGCGCACAUUCGGGCUGCUGGUCGAGCACGCUGAUGAACCCAUCAAUCUGCAAAGAAGACAGACAGACAGACAGUCACCGAAAGAAGUUGACGGAUCACCCCUCCCUCCCCUCUCCACCCACACCUUUUCGACGACCGUGUCCGCCACGAUGCCCCGGACCUUCUGCGCCCUCACCAGCGCCUCAAGCGCAUCCAGUGCCCCCAGCUGCCGUCCGCCCGCUAGCCCAUCUCUCUGGCACACAUCGAUAUCUGCCAGCAGUUUCGUCACAAAUGCGGCCCUGGCGACCGGCUGGUCAGUCAGCAACUCGGGUUGCAAAGCCAGCAGAUGAUAAACCAGCGCAUUCUGCCAUGUGGCAGGCGCCUUGCCGCUCUCCUUCUUGCCCUCGUAGCCCUCCUCUCGCACGCACUCCGGCACCCGCAAGCGCUGCGCCUCAGUGAGAAGCCCCUCGAGGCGGCCCUCAGGCAAGCCGCUGAGUGCCAGGACGGGCAGGCAUUGCAACACGGGCGACGUGCCAGACAGCUGGGUCAGUGCAGAGUCCACCAGACACACCGCAGAGCCUCUCUGCGAGUCACGCUGAAUGUGUUGCAGGAGCUGGAUAAAGGCGGUACUUUUGGGGCCUGCAUGAGCAGUAGUCUGUAGCUGGGCAGUAAGAGCACUGACGCUCGCCUCACGAGGUGGCCCAGGCGGCAUCAGCCGCCGUCGCGCAAGAGUGGGGUCAACAGCGAGGGAGUUCAUUCGACGGAGAUGAUGGUAAGUGGAUCUGGGCAGUGAGAGAAAGCAGUGAUGAACGCGAUGGAAGCAUCAAUGCCUCACGACAGUGCCGCGAGGUGCCAGAUCUGGACCACUUCUGAUUUUUUCGCCAAACAGCGCAGUGAAGCACCGCGUGUGAGUCACCUUACUCCCUCAGAUUGUCAAUGGCAGGAGG